Messenger RNA from Capsella rubella, 576 nucleotides. Its product is annotated as mavicyanin. The transcript has a single exon. The record is from RefSeq and is a predicted model, not a curated record. NCBI's taxonomy places the organism in Eukaryota, Viridiplantae, Streptophyta, Magnoliopsida, Brassicales, Brassicaceae. Gene Ontology annotation, molecular function: electron transfer activity. Bases 1 to 576 code for a protein of 191 amino acids. Gene Ontology annotation, cellular component: plasma membrane.
AUGGGUUUGUUACUUUUGGCAUUGUCACUAAUUGGAUUAGUUGGUGCUGCUCCAUCGUAUUACGAGGUUGGAGACUCCGACGGAUGGACAACAACGGUGGGAGCUGACUAUUACAAGAGCUGGUCUUCUUCAAAGACUUUCUGUGUCGGAGAUUCACUCAUCUUUCAAUACAACAAGACUCUCCAUAAUGUGAUGGAAGUGAGUUCCCAAGAUUUCGAGUCGUGCAACCCUAAUUUCCCUUUGAACACAUACCAAUCCCAGUAUGAACCUGUUGUCCUUAACCGAACCGGUCACUUCUAUUUCAUAUGUGGUGUGCCUGGUCAUUGCGAAUCUGGUCAAAAGCUUGACGUCCUAGUCAUGUCUGCGGAUACUCCCAUUAAUCAACCAAACAACGCAUCUUCGUCUUGUUCUAAACCUAAUCCACCUCCUCAGCCUACAGAGGAUCCUCUUCAGGUUCUUCCAGUAGAUGAUGAAACGAUCGCAACACUUCCUUACAAUGCAGCCUCAAGUCCUUGUGUGUGGACUGGCUUAAGCAUGCUCUCCUUCGUUCUCCUAAUAACCCUAGUAUCUGUUUGA